GACGUCGUGACGUCGCGUCCGCUUCCGGGUGAGAGGGUCUGUGAGUUUACAUUGCUCAGAGAGAAGCUGACAGAUGAAACACACUGCUGAAAUCUACAAAACACAUAUAUUUAUACUCUCAAUUAAUCUGCUAUUCAACAAACUGCUAUCGGUUUAGUGUCAAACUUACAGCACACAGAAAAAUCGUCAUUUAAGCUGAAACAGCGUGCGGAAUAAAAAUGAAAAGCACAUGAUGGUAGAAUGUGUUCUGGUGUAGUUUAUGUAAUAUGUGUAGACAGUAAAGACGAUAUAGCGAGUCAAAGUCUAAAGUGAGAGAAUCGGUUAUUUCACAUUCUUCACGUUUAAUUCGUCGUUUUGUGGAGAUCUGCAUGGAUGGAUAACUGAGGUAAACAUGAGCUCUCAGGAUAACAAGACAGAGUCAGAGCAGACAGAAGAGCAGCAGACCGGGGCUGCCAGUGAAGACAACAAACAGGAGGCUGUUGUUUGUCUGGGCAACAAUGAAGUGAAGAGUCGUGCAGUUGUGAAGUAUUCGGCCGCUCCGCCUCCCAGCACAUAUGCAUUACUGCAGGAGAAGACCGACCUCAAACUGCCUCCUGCUAACUGGCUCCGAGAGAAUGCCCAGCUGGGACCUGCAGGGACCACGGUGCUGGGUUCCAGCAGGAAAAGCAAACCUUUCUCCAGUUUUGGGAUGGCAUAUGACUUUAUCGACAGCAUUGGCGAUGAUGUUGACGUUGUGUCUGAUUCAGAGAACAUUAAGAAGUUGCUAAAGAUCCCGUACAGUAAAUCUCAUGUCAGCAUGGCCGUUCAUCGAGUGGGCGGCACUCUGCUGCUGGAUGACCUCGACAUUCAGGAGCUCUUCAUGAGAUCAUCACAGACCGGAGACUGGACGUGGCUGAAGGAGUUUUAUCAGCGUCUCAUCGACCAGAAGUGGCAGAGAAAGAAGAAAAGUAAAGAGCAUUGGAACGAGAAAGCCAUUCUCUCCAAAUUUCUCUAUUACAGCAUUAACAGUACUGGGGCGGCUGUGCCCGUGCCAGAUACAGACCAGACAGCAGACGACGGCUGUGGGUCGGGGGGCGGAGGGCCGUCUUGGCCUGCCACCUACAACAGCUCCUCACCUGAUCCAGAAGAGCCUGCUAUACCAAAGGAGGAGCAGGUGGACACAUAUGCUUUGGGUCAUGUGUCUUCAGUUCAUAAAGAGCAGAACCUGCCAACGCUGUUCGAUGAAGGAGAAAAUAGUCAGGGUUUAAAGAACGACUUCGCCCGGAAUAUUUUAUGGACUUUUGAGGACAUCCACAUGCUUGUGGGAUCAAAUAUGCCGAUAUUUGGAGGUGGUCGAUACCCAGCAGUCAGUCUACAACUCAGGGACAACAAUAAACCAAUCAACAUCCUCACAGGAAUUGACUACUGGCUGGAUAAUUUGAUGUGUAACGUACCAGAGUUGGUCAUGUGUUUUCACGUCAAUGGCAUCGUACAGAAAUAUGAGAUGAUAAAAACAGAAGACAUCCCAGAUUUGGAAAAUUCCAGAUUCUCGACACGAGUCGUGAAGGACAUUGCGCAGAACAUCCUGUCUUUCCUAAAAUCCAACUGUACCAAAGAAGGCCACACCUAUUGGCUCUUUAAAGCCAGUGGAAGUGACAUCGUGAAGCUGUAUGACCUCACGACUCUGUGCGAGGAAGCGGCUGAGGAGAAAUGCCAAAAUCCGUUCACGCUUCCUGUAGCUGUGCUGCUCUACAAAGUGGCCAGUAACAUGAUGCUAAAGAAAAGCCAAAACAGGAAGAACUACGACACAGUCCGAACUCUGCUGCUCAACUGUAUCAAACUGCUGAAUGAGGAAAGACAUCCACAGAUCAUCGCCUCUGCCCACUACAUGCUAGCAGAACUGUUCCAGUUAGAUGAUGUGAACGAAGAAGUGGGCAACGGGGAAUCUCUGAGGGGGGGCGGCUCUGAAGAUAGCUACAGUGACGAAGAUGAGGAGGAGGAGGAAGAUGAAGACGACAGCUGUUCCUACGGCAGCUCCUCUAAGCCGCAGGACGACUCCAAAGCCGUGGCGGUUAUAAAGUCUGUUGGCGAGCUGUCUGUUCCUGAGAAAUACAAGAGCACUCACCAGAUCAGACCUAACUGUGCCUUCCCUGUGUCGCAAGACAAAGUGGAGAAGUGUCGACUGGUUCUCAGCUAUGUUCUUAAGGGUCUGAAGGCAGUAGACAGCAGUAUAAAGAAAGAAACCGACCUGCCUGCCGCUGACCCCAGCACCCCCAUUCCUCUUAAGUAUGAGGAGAGAUCUCAGAGCGGAGCGAGAGAAGUGGAGAAGGAGAUCGCACUCCUGCUGGACAGAGGUUAGUCAUUCUCCUCUAACUCGACCAGAGAGCGAUGUUGUCCUCAUCAUCAUUACUCACGUUUCUCUGUCGUGCAUUUUUCAGUCGUUCCGUGUAAUGAGGACCUGAAGAUGCCGACACGCUCCGGAAUGCUCCCGGGCAGCUGGCAUCACCGUGUGAAACAGCAGCUCUUCCUGAAAGCGUCGAAGGCAUACUACAUCCUGUCAGAUUCUGCCACCAACCUGCUGAAGUACGGCCGUGCACUGCGUUACAUCAAACUGGCUCUGCAGUGCCAUGAUGCGUAUUGCUCCAUCAGCGGUGGUCUCCACCCACAGGUGCUCCUGUUCCACUGUCAGUGUCUGUCUCUGUGCGGUGAUGUUCAGCUGAUGUUGGCUCAAAACGCCUCCAACAGAGCCGCAUAUCUAGAGGAAUACAGCUAUCAGACCAAAGAUGACCAGGAGAUCUUACACUGCUUGCACCGCGAGAGCUCCUGCCAAGCCUUUAGCAUGGCCACCGAUCUGGCCACAGACCUCGAAUACCAGCUGAUCAUCAGCUGUAAGUGUUAUGAGGCGGCCCAUGACCUGUUGACCUCUGGAGUUCUGAAAGAUUUGGGACAGGAGCAGCUAGGUCAGGUUCUAAAGCGCCUAGGCAACAUCCGCAACGAGAUGGGCGUCUUCUAUAUGAACCAAGCGGCGGCCAUGCAGACCGAGAAAGAAGGAGUGCGGAGGACCGUCUGCGUGGCAGAGCAGGAGUUGUGGAAGAAGAGUUUCUCAUGUUUCGAGAAGGGAAUGCAGAAUUUCCAAGCGAUUUCAGACUCCGUGAACACAGCCCUGCUGCUGUGUAACAUCGGGCGGCUCAUGCGGAUCUGCGCACAGGCUCACUGCGUCAUGACAUCAGAAAACAGCCGCGGGGAGUUCUCGCCCGAAGAAGCUCUCUACUACAAUAAGGCAAAAGAUUAUUAUCAGAGGGCCCUGAAGUCUCUGGGAUGCCGGGACAGUCAUUUAGCAGUCUGGGAUUCUGUGAACUGGGAACUUUCAACAACAUAUUUUACUUUGGCCACACUGCUGCAAGAUUACGCUCCGCUGUCCCGCAAAGCACAAGAGCAGAUCGAGAGGGAAGUCACCGAGACCAUGAUGAAGUCACUGCGCUACUGCGACCUGAAGACAGAAUCUGCUCGCCAGCCGCUCUACCAGUACAGAGCUGCAACCAUCCACCACAGACUGGCUUCCAUGUACCACAGUUGUUACCGUAACCAGGUCGGAGACGAGAGCAUCAGGAAGCAACACAAGACUCAAGCCGAGCAGCAUUACAGCAAAGCCGUGCGGCUCUUCGUAAACCUGAGCGACGCUCCGUGUGAGCUGCUGCGAACGCUGCUGGAGAGAGUGGCCUUCGCCGAGUUCACCAUGGCAGGUCAGAACAGCAACACGGUCAAACUGAAAACUCUGACGGGAGCUCUGGAGACGAUGUGUGAAACUCGGCACGCUUUCAAACUCAUCCAUAAAGAACUGCUGGAGCUACAGGACAAAGUGAUGCUGACUCCAGAAGCCUCUGACAAAGCUGAAGAUGUCCAGGGUUCAGAUAGCACCUCCUCAGAGUUGAACACCGAAGAAGUUGUGAAGUUAAUUGGCGUGUUUGUGCCAAGUUUCUCCUUUCUGCUGUUACAGAUGAUUAAACUCAGCACUGCAAGCAAACGUAAACUUAGUGUGAAAGAAGAAGAGCAGGUGAAAGUCUAUAAGAACGUAUAUUCUCGGCUGUUGCGGGCUGAGAAGUCCAUCCCGCUUAUCCAGCGGGUUUCCCUCUUUCUGGAUCUACUGGAUCAGUUAAACCCGCCCACAGGAAGUGAUGAAACAACAUCAAAAUCUUGAGAAUAACAGUUCAGCUUGGUUCGAACAGUUUAAAGAAUGCUUGUUUUCUUUGGCUUCCUGGCUUAAUUUUUAUCUGCAAUGUUUGCAUAUGUUUUGAGAUGAACCCAUCUUGCUUUAACAGCAGCUGAUGAUCAAGGCAAUAAAAGAGAUGACAUCAUCUGUCUUUGAGAAGUACCAUAGAAAUGUGUGAACACAACCUGCACCAGCAGUGCCUUUACAUAUGUCCACAUUUAACAGGAUGAGCCAACAACAUACUCUGUCAUUUCCAAUAUGACAUUUGUUAGAAAGGAAAAGAAUAUGAAACUGUACAGUUGUUUGUAGAGCAUAUAUGUAUUUCUUAUUAGACACUAUGUACAAAAUGUGAACCUGUGAUUUACGCACGUUCGGGUGGAACGAAAUCACAGACUUUAUUUCUGGUGGAUAAGCUUAUGUAUUGAACUAUAAAAUGUGCAAUAAUUUGGCAAGCCUCGAUGCAACAGGUGCAGUUAUGUUUGAGAACGCUUGUUUUGACUUGGCUUUCAAUAAACGUUUUUUAAAGUUA
This is a messenger RNA of Triplophysa dalaica, 4718 nucleotides long. It is a transcript of the gene edrf1, whose product is annotated as erythroid differentiation regulatory factor 1. The transcript is spliced from 24 exons. NCBI's taxonomy places the organism in Eukaryota, Metazoa, Chordata, Actinopteri, Cypriniformes, Nemacheilidae. The record is from RefSeq and is a predicted model, not a curated record. Gene Ontology annotation, biological process: positive regulation of DNA-templated transcription.